CGUCGCUGUUGAGGGGGUUUCCGGUCCAUUUCAUUGUUGAAUUAUUGAAUUUUCAAAGCUAUGAGUUAUAUCUUUAUUCUUUUCUGGUCUCCCUUUCCCUUACGAUACGGCGCGAUUUGAACUUGUUUUGACUGGAAUUUGAAAGGCUGAGCUGCUCAGUUGGCUUUCAGACGACAAACACAUCCCCCAUUCACUCGUUUUCUCUCCUCUUCGCCCCCCUCUAUUUAUCGUGAUAUAAUACAUUAGGAACCCUGCGAAAAGAAGAACAUGGCACCGCUUUCUACAUCCAAGUUCCGGGCGCCUCCCGGCCGGCCGGCCAAAAACCGUCCAAAGAUUUCACUCAAGGCAUCAGACACCGAGGUCAGCAGCGAAGGUCCUCCGCCCAAGAAACGAAAAUACGUCCCUGGUGGUCCUGGAGGAGGCGGGAGGUAUAUUGAUAUCUAUGGGAAGGAAACGACACCGGCUCCGAAACCGAGUCCUAUUCGACGUAGCUCGUCGGGUUCCCGGAGUCGUCCGCGAGAAUCGAAGUCUCAGUCGGUUCAGGAACCUGUCCAGCCUGUGAAUCCUGCCGAACCCGUUGAUGCUGUUGAAUCACCUGCUCAGCAGUCUAUCAAGCCGCCCAUUCAACUCCCCCCGCCACCCCCGCCUGUACCUGCAACACCACCGUCGGCACGGUUGAGAAGGGAGAAGAGUCAAAAUCGUGGUCGCUACACUUCUUCGACGGCUGCUGCCCUUGCGCUACAACAGGGAGAUGGUUACAAACCGCGAGAAGAGCGGGGUUGGGAGGAGUUUCACCCGGACCUGGAUAUUGAAGCCAAGUUUACGGUUUUCAGUUCAGAAGAGGUGGAUGGCCCACGUCCGCCAGUCACGCCCGCCAAUGCCGAACCCAUCACGAGCGAGAAAGAUACAUUGGCUGAAAUCAUGCGCCUUCAAAAUGAAGCCCCGUCUCCUACUCCUGUCAAGCGCCGCCCAGGGCGCCCUCCACGUCGUCCAGAGGCUAUCCUCGCUGCUCUUCGUGCCCAGCAUGAUCCAAAGCCCGUUCCAGUUCCGCCUCCAGGUCCGAAUCCCCGUGAGAGGCUAACGCUCCCGAAACCGUCGUUUCGGAUACGGGAUCCGUUCACUUUCUAUGAUCAACCUGGGGUUGGACAGCAGAACUAUGUUGAUCGCACAAUGGCAAGCGUGGGAUAUCAAGAAAGCGAUGUUUUCCUUCGUCAUGACAGACAGAUGGUCCGAAUGGCGGAAGCGCAAGAAGACGAUCUGGAUACAAUGCAUUCGGUGGCCACGGAUGGAGAAGUGAACGCUGCAGUGGGUAGAGUAGAGUAUGAUAUGGACGAACAGGACGAAAAGUGGCUCGAAGAUUACAACACAAAACGACGAGAGGACCAAUUGGAACCCAUUAAACCAGCGGUGUUUGAGAUUACCAUGACCAAAAUCGAGAAAGAGUGGCAUGCACUUGAGAAACGCAUACCCAAACCGAAUCCCAAGCCCCCGCAAACGCAACGCCCUCGUUCCAGCUCGGCAGCUGCUGUUAAUGGAGAAAUCACCGGACCAGGUGAAGAACAGGACACCAAGUGCGCUAUCUGUGACGAUGGCGAUUGUGAAAAUUCCAACGCCAUUGUUUUCUGCGACGGGUGUGAUUUGGCAGUGCAUCAGGAGUGUUAUGGUGUUCCUUUCAUCCCCGAGGGCCAGUGGCUGUGUCGCAAGUGCCAGCUUAUCGGAAGAGGGUCGGUCAAUUGCAUCUUCUGUCCGAAUACCGAAGGUGCUUUCAAACAGACUACUACCUCGAAAUGGUCACAUCUACUCUGUGCUAUUUGGAUUCCGGAAGUGUCGAUUGGCAACCCAUCGCUGAUGGAACCAAUUACUGAUAUUGAAAAGGUGCCUAAGAGUCGUUGGAAGCUUCAUUGCUACAUCUGUCGGCAAAGAAUGGGCUCCUCAAUCCAAUGUAGCAACAAGAAUUGUUUCGUUGCAUUCCAUGUUACCUGCGCAAGGAGAGCGCAGCUAUACUUGAAGAUGAAGUCUGGCCAUGGCACUCCUGCGAUCAUGGAUUCUCAUUUACUCAAGGCUUUCUGUGACAAGCAUGUCCCUCCUGAGUGGCGGAGAGAGCACGGUACGGAUGCUGCUACAGCAGAUGCUAUCGAAUACUAUCGGACUACCAUGCAAGGUAGACAAUGGGGUGAUAGUCAAGCGACAGCUCUGUCAUUAGAGCCAUCCCACCCGUUAGGAUGCGAUCAUGGAGAUGACUUCGGCCAGAGGAUGCAUACACCACGAAUAACUCUUACCGUCGGUGGUAACAAGCGGAAGCGAAUUGCUGUACCCAAGACAAUCUGGAAGCUACCAUCUGGCGCUCCCGUUAUACCCCAGGUUCUCCUGAAUUCCGUUGCGGCCUCUCUUCAGCGCUUUACUGUUCGUCAGAGAAAGCAGUACGCGGAAGAUGCAUGUAAAUACUGGACUCUCAAACGUGAAGCGCGACGAGGAGCAGCGCUUUUGAAGCGGCUGCAACUACAGCUCGAGACCUUCUCGUCCAUGGAAAUGACAAGAAGAGACUAUGUGGCAAUGGGAAUUGCAGGAGGCAAGCGACUACAGCGACGCAUCGAGUUUGGUGAGCGACUUCACCAGGAUUUGGAAAACCUGAGGAUGUUAUGCGAUCAAGUUAGGAAUCGUGAAAGAGAGAAGUUGAAGGAUGCGGAGAUGCUCCGGAAUGUUGUCGAUACUGUCUACUUUCCUAUAUUCCCGCUCCUUUGGCCCAUUCUUGAAAAGGCGCAGGGUCUCGAUGGAAAGAGAAUAUUUAGGGAAGGGUUAAUGUCUAUACGGUCAAAAGUAGAACAACGAUUCUACACAUCAGUUGCAGCAUUUUCGGCCGAUCUGGCCGGCGUGUUCACAUCAGAGAUCGGAGUCCAGCCCGCCGGGGAUACGGCCGAGCUUCAGAUGCAGAUCAGUGGGCGCGCUCCGGAACUCAGCUUAGAGCAGCGGGAAAAGCGAAAAUUAGCAAAGCGGAUCAUUAAAGCUAUUCAGCCUGGACUAGAAGACGCGAUUAGGAAAGAAAGCGAGUUGAAUCGCAAACCGUUUGAGAAGGAGUUGAAAGAACUAGACAAUCUUCUUGAGCAUAACGUCCUGUUUCGUCGAGACUCUUUUGUCGAUUCCGCAGGGCCGGCCGGUGAAGAUAGUCCUGAAAAAACCGACCUUCCGAACGGCACAGAGGAAAAGGUUGAUGGUGACGAAGAGCCCGCAAAGUCAGAACUCCGGGAGGGGGCUCAUGUCAACACUUUACCCGACCAGACAGGCGAUACGGUUAUGCCUGACGCUGACGCUGAAACGACUCAUCCUCCUGAGCCUGCUGGGGAAUCCCAAAAACAGGAUGUCCCGACUACGGAGGCACCUGCCCCUGAGGCUCCUAUGACUGAAACAGCCGCAGAGGCUCCAGCGCAAGAACCGCAGGAACCCGAGAAUCCGAGUGCAGAUGUUCCCUCUGCCACCGUGGAGUCUACUGGAGAAAUUCAGCCGGCUGCGACCGAGGAAACCAAGAACGAUAGCGAUACCCCAGAUGUUUCAGGCGAGCAGGCCGUGGCUCAGAAAGGGCCGCCGACGCCUCCAUUGAGCUUCCAAGGGGAUCAGCAGCUUCCAUUGUCGCAAGGUGGUGUUCAGUGGUACAUGCAGCCCUUUGAUCCGGUGGGCACCACGAUCCACGAGGAACGAUGGACAGGACGAGAUGUCAUGCGCGGCAUGAGUGAAGAGCUCAGUGAACUUGACGAGGAGGAAUUGAAGGACUUAGUCGAUGAUGAAGUCGAAGGAACAACGACGAAUGGAACAACAACGGCUGCUCCAGAUGCUCCCGCAGCGGAAGAGGAUGGGGUCAAAGUCCAUCGCACUCGCAGACGGUGGCGUGGGUUUAAAUGAGUUUCUGCUGUUUUAAUUGCAUGAUGUGCAUCUGUCAUGAUUUGAUUCGCUCUUUUGCUUCGUUCUUUACUUUUUUUUUUUUUAUUUUUUCCGUCACUCUGGGAAACAGGAAAGCCAGGCGUUUGUUUUCUUUUACUUGUUCUUUACUGGGAAU
Aspergillus wentii DTO 134E9 is the source of this 4048-nucleotide messenger RNA. RefSeq names its product putative PHD finger domain protein. The record is from RefSeq and is a predicted model, not a curated record. The coding region runs from base 268 to 3894 and encodes 1208 amino acids. Gene Ontology annotation, biological process: regulation of transcription by RNA polymerase II. NCBI's taxonomy places the organism in Eukaryota, Fungi, Ascomycota, Eurotiomycetes, Eurotiales, Aspergillaceae. The transcript has 2 exons.